Messenger RNA from Phasianus colchicus (ring-necked pheasant), 6031 nucleotides. RefSeq names its product LIM zinc finger domain containing 1 (gene LIMS1). NCBI's taxonomy places the organism in Eukaryota, Metazoa, Chordata, Aves, Galliformes, Phasianidae. Gene Ontology annotation, biological process: cell-cell adhesion; cell-cell junction organization; positive regulation of integrin-mediated signaling pathway. The record is from RefSeq and is a predicted model, not a curated record. Gene Ontology annotation, cellular component: cell-cell junction; cytoplasm; focal adhesion.
UCUAACCUAAACCUGCCCUCUUUUAGUUUAAAGUCAUUCUCUCUUGUCCUGUCUCCAUCAGGCCUUAUAAAAAGUCUGUCUCCCUUCUGUUAAUAAGCUCCCCUCAAGUACUGAAAGGCUGCAAUGAGGUCUUCCCAGAGAUUUUUUUUCUGUAGGCUGAACGAGCCCAACUCCCUCAACAUUUCUUCAUAGGAUAGAUGCUCUAGAAAUGGAGAUGCUUCCUGCGCACUCCUCCUUCCCUCCCUUGUGCUGAGUGGCAUGUAUCCCACACUACCUCAGCUGAAUUUGCUAACCCAUCCACCCCAAAACCUGUCCUGUUCUGCUGAGCUGCAUCAGCAGGAGGUGGUUACAGGAGGGUGCUGCUCCUUGAGGCUGGAGCUGGAGGUGAGGGGAGGAAGGAGUGCAGUAAUGGGGAAGGAAGAACAGGAGAACCUAAGAAGAGGAACAAUGCUCCACCAGUGGUAUAGAACGGCUAGAUCAACUCAGUCAUCUCAUGUCUACACCCUCAGCAAACUGGGACAGCUGAGACAUUGAGACAUGCUUCCUUCUGCUUGUUUUGCCCAGGGAGUGGUGAUCUGAGGGUGACAGGGCAGGCAGCUGCAGGGUGUGACUGUCUGGCUUCUCUGCCAGCCCCAGCACUGCAGGCACCUCCAAGACAUCCUCACGGGGAGAUGCCCAAACUGCAGGCAGGGAGAAGGACACAGACCUGUCCCACAGCAGCUGUGGGGACCUGUCCCCAUCUGUGUGCUGCUGUUAGAGUCAUGUUAACCCCAGUUGUGUAGGGUCAGUCAUGCAGCAUUGGCUACGACUGUUCUUGUGGCCCCUUUGCUUCAGAGAGAAGAAAACUGAAAAACAGACUUUACUCAGUCCAAAUUCCUUAAUAAGUGAUUCAAACUUGCUUUAAAAAGUGUUUAUUUAAAAGUUAACACACAUUUUCCUAGUUCCUUUUUAAUGAUGCUUUGCAUCUUCCUCUUAAGUCAUGCGGCUUUUGCAGUCAUCAUGAAUCAACUCACUCUCUUCAGCUUCCUAUGAAAGUGCAUGUGAGCAAUGUAUGAAAUAAUAUGUGUUGCAAUAGUGAGGCCUCUCUUUCAUUCUGUAAUGCAGCCGUUUCAUGGUGAUUUUCUUCACCCUCGAUAACAACCUUGACAUUCGCCAUGCUUCUUUUGAGAGACAAAGCUGUAGCUUGUCCUUUCCUCUAGAUUAGCAGCUGUCUGCUGAUAAAUUUAAUACAACUCUGCUGUUUUUGUGAUUGAAGGGCCUUCAUCGGAAGAGAUAAGGAGUUUAUAUGAGGAAGCACUAUGUGGUGGUAUAGGAAACAGCAGCUUGGAAAGAUAACUUACAUUGUUAAUUUGCCCAGAGAAAAGGGUUAGUGAUAAAGUGAAGUGGCCUAAAGACAGAAAUAGAAAGAAAAAAAGGCAGGGUGUAGGGAGACAUGGUGAAGGGAAAGCAAAUGUUGUGCUGGUGUGGAAUAGCAUUAUUUGAUGCAUGCGUUCAAAACAUUUAAGAAAAGAUUAAUGAGAUGAACGCAUUUUCUGACAAAAAUCUUGCAAGAAGAAAUUAAACACUGUGCAACAGACUUCACAGAUGCAUUGAAUAUUGCAGAUAAAUAUACUAAAGUGUUCUAAGUAGAUCUCUGAAGGUGAUCAAGGCCAGAAACCAUCAAGUGAUGGGUUCUUGGGCAGUCUGAUCUAGUGGUUGGCAACCCUGCCCCCGGUGAGGGAACUGGAACUACGUGGUAUUUGGAGCCCUUCCAACCCAUGCCAUUUUGUGAUUUUAUGAUUCUGUGAUAAGUACAGUUUUAAAUAUCCAAAUGGAAAUUAUUUCUGCAUUACCUUCAGUGCCACUGUCAAAUGCUUGCAGAAAAGCUGGGUCUCAAAGCAGCACAUCACUUUCUCCAUUGAAUUCUGCUGUAAAAAUAAGGCUGUCCUGCUCAGUUUCACUGCUUUGGAGCACCGAGGGCAAGCAGUCAUGUUUUCCCAUGAUCUAUUUUCUUUUAAGUUCAGUUUUCUAAAACAAACUAAAGAGGACAGAAAUGUUUGUGGUUCUGUCCAUAAGCACACAAACUGAUAAAUACUUUUCUGAAUGAUCAGGGAGAGAACAGCAAUUUUCUUGAAUUCCUUUAUGAACUUUAUCAGAAUGUCUUGUAACCUCUAUUGUUAAUGAGUGGUUAAAUAGCGUUAGGAUAAUUAGAUAUUUGUGGAUAGAAAAUAUGAAGCCUUUAAAAUAGUUCUGCUUACUCUGUCCAGUGUAAAUGGAAGAAAGCUACCUUUGGGCAGGUUGUACAAUAUGUGAGAACUGCAUCUUCAUAAUUUGCUCUCUAUAACCAGUUCCAGGCCACAACCCACUUAAUGAAGAGCAUGUGGCGAGAAUACUGGCAGGUAGAUCUGCUCUUGCAUGUUUCCUAGAGCUGUGCUGCUGUGUGAACCAAGCUUGGAAGUUCUGCCCACUGUGACCUCUGUGGUGGCUAUGGCCUUGUGAGCCUUCUCUUUACACAGCUCUGGCCAUUCUGCUUCUCUGCUUUAGCAGGAGGUUGGACUAUAUGAUCCCAGAGGCCCCUUCAACCACUGUGAUUCUGUGUGGUGUUGCUGCUUUAGCCUGUAAAGGAUUGCACGGGGCCUUUGAAAUGGUGUCAACAGAUUCAGAUUUCUUUAGGGAAACUGAAUAGGGCCUAUAGCCACACUCCAGCAGUGCAGCUCGGCUCCUGUUCAGCCAUGCAGGUUAAUCUCACUAAUCUGCUCUAGGAGGUGCUGAUUGUUUUCAGUUCCCAGUUAGGCUGGGAAAAGUGCCAACGCUGGCAGAGAAGGGCAGUGGUCUUCCAAGAGGUGGAGAAUGAAGCUGGCUCAGAAAAGAAGAAAAUCAAAGGGUUUUCAUUAUUUCUAAGCAGAUUUGAGAGUGAGGAGAGAGGGGUUUCUCCUUCUAUUUGACAUCAGUAGAGGUUUUGCUGUCAGGUAGGUUGAUUGUGCUGCUGCUUACCUGUGAAGCCAGGGGUUGCUCUUCCUAGCUGAGACGCUCGUGUUCUUUGAGAUUUCAGGGUUUAUGCACAGUGUUGUUGCCACUUCCUUUGCCUUUUGACCCCUGAACGAGGACACCCUUUGAGACAACCACACACUGGACACAUAGGCCCCUUCCAAACCCCUGUGCUGGAAUCAUCCACAGUUCAGCUUGUAAGCAUGAGGUAGUCCACCUGAGAUCUGCUGGUGUCAGCAUAAAAUAACCAAAAGCAAAGUUAUACCUCAGGAGAUGACUUCAGACCUUGGGAUAGUAGGAUGUGUGUAAGAUGAAUGAUCCCAAGAAAUGGAUCUACAGCUGCUGGCUCUUCGCUCCACAGGUUUUGGUAGUUUUGAACUUCUGUCAUUUUAAAAAUACAGCUGAUAUAAUUAAAGCUAUAUUCCUCCUUCUGGGGAGAGGAUUUGCAUCUUUCUCUCUUGUGGUGGUUUUGGAAUGGACAAUUUGUGUGAUGAAUUUUGUGCAGCUGAAACUGGGAAUUUUGUUUGGUGUAUUUAUUUUCUACUUCACUGUGUGAAUUUUUUACAGGGUGAAAGAAGGAAGUGGUUGGCUAAGUCACUUUUUUUUUUUUUUUUUUUUUCCCUUUAUCACAACUACCAGUAAUAACCACGGGGAAAACAUGCAAACACUGAGUAUACAGUGUAAAGCUAUAUAUGGGAGAAGGCUGCUUAUUGUAAGCCUGCUGUCAGCGAGGCUACACCCUGUCUCAACAUGGCAAACGCACUCGCAAAUGCCAUCUGUGAGCGCUGUAGAGGGGGCUUUGCACCAGCAGAGAAAAUUGUCAACAGCAAUGGUGAGCUGUACCACGAGCAGUGCUUCGUGUGUGCCCAGUGCUUCCAGCAGUUUCCUGAAGGGCUCUUCUAUGAGUUUGAGGGGAGGAAGUACUGCGAACAUGAUUUUCAAAUGCUUUUUGCCCCUUGCUGCCAUCAGUGUGGUGAGUUCAUUAUUGGUCGUGUUAUUAAAGCUAUGAACAACAGUUGGCAUCCAGAAUGCUUCUGCUGUGAUAUCUGCCAACAAGUAUUGGCAGAUAUUGGAUUUGUCAAGAAUGCUGGCAGACAUCUUUGCCGUCCCUGCCAUAACAGGGAAAAAGCCAGAGGCCUGGGAAAGUACAUCUGCCAGAAGUGCCAUGCCAUUAUUGACGAACAGCCUCUCAUUUUCAAAAAUGAUCCUUAUCACCCUGAUCAUUUCAACUGUGCAAAUUGCGGGAAGGAACUUACUGCUGAUGCUCGUGAGCUGAAGGGAGAAUUAUACUGUUUACCCUGCCAUGACAAAAUGGGUGUCCCCAUCUGUGGAGCAUGUAGAAGACCAAUUGAAGGACGUGUGGUGAAUGCCAUGGGCAAACAGUGGCACGUGGAGCAUUUUGUUUGUGCAAAAUGUGAAAAGCCAUUCCUGGGUCAUCGUCAUUAUGAGAGAAAAGGCUUGGCAUAUUGUGAAACCCACUACAAUCAGCUGUUUGGUGAUGUAUGUUUCCAUUGCAAUCGUGUGAUUGAAGGAGAUGUUGUGUCUGCUCUGAAUAAGGCAUGGUGUGUGAACUGUUUUGCUUGUUCAACUUGCAACACUAAGUUAACACUCAAAAAUAAAUUUGUUGAGUUUGAUAUGAAGCCUGUCUGCAAAAAGUGCUAUGAGAAGUUUCCUCUAGAGCUGAAGAAAAGACUGAAGAAAUUAGCUGAAACUGUGGGAAGGAAGUGAAGAUUUCUUCUGCUCUCCCCUUUCCUUAUGAAAAUGUUAUAUCUGUUACUUGGGAGGGACUGUGAGGCUGUAAUCAGACAAGAGAUUACAAUGCAUGCCUUUUAUCUUGAAAUUCUCCAUUCUAUGAGUACAUGUACAAAUACAGAUCUGUUGAUAAACAGACCACGCUUCUGUCGACUCACCUGAAAGGUUUCUGACCCUGAUAAUGCACCGAUACAAGUGGGCCAUUGCGCGCAGUAAUCUCUGAGGAAUUUGAGAUUGAGAAAAUAUGCUUGUAAGUACCUGCAAAAACACACUGUACAAACAUGCCCAACGUUAUGGGUAUGUAGUGUCAUUUAUAUUAAUGAAAAUAUCAGUGUGCAAAUUAAGCAUGCAUACAGAAUUUCCCGUGGCCUGGGCAAGAAACCAAACAUACCUCAUUUCCCAGAAAAAAUAAUGCUUAGAUUUCAGGUCAUAUAGUCCCAUUGAGGAGCCUUGUUUAAAGUGGUUUGAAAAGUACCAUAUUUCUAAAUACAGUCACUAUACAAAUGACCUACUUCCAAUAGUUUGUACUUACACGCUGAAUCUUUGUACAUCAGACUUAGCAUGAAAUAUCUAUAUGAAGUCUAAUUCCCACUGCAAGAAACGAGUAUACUCAGAUCUACUUGAAUUUUGCUGUAUUCCAUUCAGAAUAACACAUUAACUUUUAUAUAAGCUUUUGCAUUUUAUUUACUUUUUGUGCCUUAUUCUGCUGGACCAUAUGUAACAGUGUUCCAUGAAAUAUAUAUAUAUAGUUUUAUUUUUAUUUCUUAUUUUUGUGCAGAAACUAUGUACGAGGUAUUUUCAAGAGAUAACAAAAUUUGCCUUAAUUAUGCAGGAUGUAAGAGGAAUUUUGUUUCAGGUGUGAACGCCUGAGGUUGAAGUUUAGCUUCUAGGCUUCCCUGACUUCUGGAACAGCAAUGAAAAUGCGUAUUUGAGUUAACUGGCAAUAUUACUUUUACACUGUGAGUGUAAAUAUGUGAGGUUUGAUCCUACUAGGAUCUGUUUCUUCAGCCAUCUUCAAGAACUGUGCUCACAAAUCGUCAGAAUUCACUGUAGUAUGCUUGUGAUUGCUUUAUACUAUUGACUUCUGUCCAUGAAAGUUUGCUUUUCCCUUUUCUGUCAAAAAUACCAUUACUUAGGAAUUCUUCAUGGUACUGUUAUCAAGUAUGCAAACCUUUUUUUUCAUAUUAGAAACACAAUUUUUAUAUAAUUACAUCAUAGCAAGAAAAAUGUCCUUUCCUGUUUAUGGAAAACCAAAUGCUUUAAAACAUCUUUCCAGUGUCAUUAAUAAAGGCUAAUGUUAUUACAACCUGUA